Molecule: messenger RNA, 1082 nt
Organism: Papilio polytes (common Mormon)
Lineage: Eukaryota; Metazoa; Arthropoda; Insecta; Lepidoptera; Papilionidae
Exons: 3
Coding region: 171-1067 (298 amino acids)
Source: RefSeq, a predicted model, not a curated record
UUAGUCAAACUAUAAGUAUAUUUGUAUCAAAUAGAGAAAUCAUUUUAAUAUGUAAUUAUUCACAGUUACAAUAAUUCUAUUAUGUAAUUAAGCCUAAUAAGAGUGUAAUUAAUGUAAUUAAACAUAAAUUGUUACAAAAUUUUUGUACAGUAAUCGCAUAUUUUUUCCAAAUGUCCGUUGCAUGGAGUAAACGAUGUGCUUAUUAUCAGUUGCUUGGCUGCGCAAACGCCAUGAACCCGUGUCUUAGAUUCCUCAUACAAAGUGUUUUAAUAUCAAACUGUGUCACAGUGAAUACAAUCAAUAGUGAUACAAAAAUCGAGCUACCCUCAUUUCUAAUCGAUUGUAAGCUAAACGAUAUUAUAAUUAUAUCAGCACCAAUAGUUAUUGAAAAAGGGCGGUAUUAUUUAAGUAAACCGAACGGUGACGUCAUCAAAUUACCUGAAUUUCCGCCGAAACACAAGAUUUUCACAGAUAAUGACACAAUUAUUAACACGACGAAGUAUCGAGUAUUUAAUGUAAAUAAUCCGAAAUAUUUCAAUACACAUGAUAUAUUUAAUGAUAAUUUAAAGAAGAUGGGUGCUAUGGAUUUCAUGUUGGGACCUUUGGGGGAGGAGGAUCAUGGAAAUUGGGUUCUAAGUGUUUUUUCUGACCAUAAUGAAGGUGAAAAUGAAGGUGCUACGGAGUUUUUUCAAGUCAUCACUAUUAGAAUUAUAGAAAGUAUACCAAUAGAACCAUAUUUUACGAAACUAAAUGAAGAGAGCGAUUUGAUUUUGAAAUUCGCGUAUCCUAUUAAACUUUUAGAAUCCUGCGAAAUCCAAAGACCGAAGACAUCGAGUGACCGUUAUUACGAAAGGACAAGGAAUUUGGAUUCUUGUGAAUAUAUUGUCCCGAAUAUUACUAGACAAGACCAAGGAUGGUGGACUAUUAUAGGAGUUGGUAAAAUUAUCUAUCGAGCUAAAAUGUAUUUGGAGGUUAAUAAAAAAAAAUUAAUGUAUUUUUUUUAUAAAUUAUUUGAUAAUACUUUAGUGAUGAUUCAGCUGACAAUAGAUGGCGCUUUACUAAAAUAGUAUAAAAACUCAAUC